Molecule: messenger RNA, 892 nt
Organism: Rosa chinensis
Lineage: Eukaryota; Viridiplantae; Streptophyta; Magnoliopsida; Rosales; Rosaceae
Exons: 4
Coding region: 279-851 (190 amino acids)
Source: RefSeq, a predicted model, not a curated record
AGGUAAGAAAAAAUUAAUUCAAUCCUCUUCUUUACUUGCAAUUGCGGGGCUCUGCAGGUUAGAUCCGCCGGAGUCGGCGGGUUUGGAUCCUUUUUGGUCGGGGCCGGGUUCUCAGACCUAUAGAUUCUUUCUGUUAGGCAGGGUAACGAUUACAAUUGGUAGCUGUUGCCGUUGAAUGCGAUACUCCAUAGGAGUUUGGUGUGUUGGUAAUCGUUUGUUUCAAUUAUCAUUGAUUCCGUAAUGCGCAAUUUAUCUUACAGACAAGACAAACAAAUCUUAUGGCUAUUCGUUCUGUGCUCGGAAAGCUGCCCAAGACUUGUAAAUAUGAAAGACUUGUGAUUGGGACAUAUGAAGGUAUCAAACAUAAUAAACCCCCUACUGCUCCUCGUCCUUUUCCUUUUCGGCUCCAUGAAAAUCAUGUUCCUAUGCCCUUAACAGACCCGAUUAAGACAAAGGGAUUGAUUUAUCAUAUGGAGUUGGGAGUACUGGCGCCUGCACGUUUUGCCGUGCAAGAGUUCAACAAGCAAAAGAAAUCCCAACUGCAGUUUGUGAGAGUGAUCAAGUUUUUGAGAGUAGAUAGAAGCUGUAUGAAGCUGCAGCUUUUGGAUUUAAAUUCUUGUCAUUGUUUCUAUGCUCUAAUAUUGGAGGCAAUUGAUGCUGCCGGUGUGGUCAAAUUCUACCAAGCAUGUGUUAGGCUGCAUGACUUAACUGAGGGCUUGUGGUUGGAAGAAUUCUAUGUUUUCUCCGAUGAUGGAGACAAGCGUAUGCGACUAUAUCAUCACCUAGACAACUUUUAUGCUGGAUUACACGACAAGCAUGUCAUACCUGGCAAAGGUGAAAGUGCCGCUUGACUGCUUAAUGCAACGGAGCAAUGUAACAAGUUUGAUUUAUU